This is a messenger RNA of Trypanosoma conorhini, 4896 nucleotides long. RefSeq lists its product as uncharacterized. The record is from RefSeq and is a predicted model, not a curated record. The transcript has a single exon. Bases 1 to 4896 code for a protein of 1631 amino acids. NCBI's taxonomy places the organism in Eukaryota, Euglenozoa, Kinetoplastea, Trypanosomatida, Trypanosomatidae.
AUGACUAUUCCGUACUGUAUCUUUCAAAACAAUGAUCUCUGCCCGGAAGCCUCGGCAGAACCCGCACAUGGCGCACCACCGCCUUUGAUUUCUCCGGAACCUCUUCUUCCUUCUGUCGUGCGAGUAACUGCUCGGGCGGGCAGAGCAAACGCCAAGGAGCAGGCUUCGGUGUGCAGCUUCUCUGCAUGGAAUGAAGAGGAAAAAACGCGCUCUUUGUUUGCGCUCCGCCCAUGGAUAGAGGGCGGCUCCUCCUCCAGUUUGGGUGCCGCCACGACGCUGCGUUCCCCCGCUGCCUCUACGGUUGGUGUUGGCGGGUUUUGCGAGGACGCGCGCGGGGUUCUUGGCGCGCGCAGCCGGGAGGAUUCCUUUACUCUGGAUAACGCCCUUGUGGAGACCGUGGUGCGUGGCUCUCUCUGGCAGGCGUGUCGCAGCGGCAGUGGAGGCCGGGACACCAACCAACCGGGUCGAGUAGCGGAAGCGGGCAUGCUGGAUAUGCGACGGCUGCACAGCAGGGUGCACGAACUUCGUCGAGCCCUGCAGCAGCGCCGUGAGGGGUCUGCGUCGGCACCAAAAACGUCUGUCGCAAAGUCACCCGGACUGCGAGACGUCCAAGAGCGCGGAACGGUAAGCGAGGAGGGUGCAACGUUGGACACGAGGCGUGUGUUCGCCAUCAUGACAGGGUCGGCAGAGAGGGACUCGGUCCAGCAUUUCUGUUGUGGCGGCACGGAGCCGUUCCUGGUGGGGCUCGUCUGCCGCGAACCGUCUGGCGGGUCAACGCCACGUGUCGUCUCUGUGCGCCCGUUUGCCACGGCGGGCCUAACGGGCCUUUCCGACGAAAGUGGUGGGGGGUCGGUGAGAGGCAACUUGGGAACAGAGGCCCAGGCGGAUGGACCAGAGGAAGCGUCGUUUAGUGUGAUGUUAAUAGAGGCGGAAAUGGGUCGGCUGGACGCGGCGGAGAUGCAGCUGUCACCCGUGUGGCAAACGCUAUUGUCCGUGGUUGAUUUUGUGUACGCUGCCGCGUCUCCCUCCGCCGUUGCCUGCGUCGCCUCCACGAUAAAUGGCGUGUGCUGCGCAGCCGUGGCAACCCCGGGCGUGAGGCACUUUGGCGUUGGAUGUGGCGCCCGGCCAGCGGUGCCUCCUUCCUUUUUUUACAGUGUUGUGGGAGAGGCCCCAGCGAGUAUGAAGCAGUACACUGGAAGGACGCACCGCGUUGGCGACCUUCACGCCGUGUUCGUUCAACUGACGCAGACGCAGGAGCUGCGGGCGUCGCCGUGCUGUCGGGGCCCGUUGCAGUGGUCCAUGCUCUUGGCGCACACUUGGCGUCUCACCAAGGCUGCGCACGGAGUGGCCGCAGCUUCUCCGUUGCAGCAAAGGAUGGACGCUGCCGUCGCUGCAGCUGCCGACAUGUUUGUGGCCACCGCGGAAGGCGUACUUUUGGCCAUGUACGCCAUGGAGCCGCUCCCGCCCUUGUCAGUCCGCGGGGACGCCAUCGGCGCGGUGACCGUCCUUCCGCGGGACUUCAGUCUGCAAGACGUGCUGCACACCGCCCAUCAAGUGGCGCUCCUGGCCCUUGACACGGAUGUUGCUUCUUGCGUGUUUGAUAGGUCGCUCACACCGCGGCAUGCCGCGCUUGAGGACGCGUACUGCGGUUGCCGCUACCGCACUGCCCGCGACGCGUUGAAUCUGGCGUGUCGGUUGGCGUCAGAUUCACUGAAGGAGCGCCUGUGCGCGUUCGCGGUCCACGCCGCCGCGCAGGCGCUGCGGCAGACAUCUGCGGGGACGGUCUCCGUGCUUAGCCCGGCCGGGGGCGGGGGUGGGGCGGCAGCCGCCUCCCUCUCUGCCGCCAUUGAGGACGCCACCCGGUGGAUCCACCACUUCCGCACAGCACCGCUCCUUUCCCACUAUAGGGCGCAGGACGGCGGCGACGCGAAGCAGGCGACUGUAACAGCGGCAACCGGGGCUGGGUGCAGCCCUCGACGCAGUCUCCCGUGUCGCAUGGUGGAGAGUCCCAUUAUUGCAGCCGCGGUGCCCAACGCCAAGGCCGCUGUCUUGUCGGAGUACGUGGAGCAGGCGCUGCUUCCUGCUCUACUGGGAGCUGCGCGCGAGCGUGAGUCGGUGCUUCGUGCGCAGGAACUCCGUGCGUCGGAGGCGCGAGAGGCUCUACUGCUUGCGGAGGAUAACUGCCUGCAGCUUCAGCAGCGAUGGAAGCGGGCGGAGGCCCAGCUGGAGCAUCAACGUGGAGAACUGCAGGAGGCGAAGCGGCACAGCCGCGUCCUCCAUGCACAACUCCAUGAGUCCUGCAGUUGUUUGCAGAAGCUGCUGCAGACGUGUGUUGGGUACGAGGAGACGCACGGCCGUUUUAUGCGCAGGCUGCGGUUCCAGCUAAGGCGCGGGGUUGCCACGAGCGAAGUCACGCCCGUGUCCGAUUUCACGCCGGAGGGCCCACGUCAACGUGAGACGGCGAUGGGCGUGGAAGCCCUCGUGCAGACGCCAGCGAAGGAUGCCGCCAGUGCACUUGCCGCCGCAAGCAUCCGGGAACUGACAGGGUCGUUGGGGAUUGAGGGUGAUGGAGUUAAUAACGACGUUCCAGCAGCAGCCUCUUCACCGUCGCCGCGCGGGCAAGUAGAACUCCUAAACGGAUUGCUUCGCGACGCACACCAGCACCUUGAGGCCAGCCACAAUGUGUUGCUAUGCCUCUACGAAGAUGCCCAGGCUGCCCUGCAUCAGCUGAACGCCACGAGCGCCGACGGCCGCAGCGGCGGCCGCCGCUACGAUUCCUGUCAGUCCCUCCUCUCUGCCUCGCUGCAGGCCGCGCGUACCACGACGCCUGUGCGAAGUUUAGGCCAGUCUGUGAGCGACGCAGCGAGUGAGGCGGUCUCUGCAGGGGCCUGCGAGUGCACGUCGAAGGGGUCGGCUGUCGGAGCGCCUGCGACCCCACGGCAUGCGGUGCAUCGGGAGGGCAGCGACCAACUGGCGGAGAUGAACAACUCUGCCAGGUCGUCGCCAUCGCUUGGGUGCGGUGGAAUCCGCUGUGCACCGCCCAACACGGAUGCCGCCUCGACGGACCAGUUGUCGUUGCCACGGCAGCCGCAGCAGGAGGGGGGCGAGGGAAAAGAGCGACGCCGCAGCACGCCGGUUUCCAGGUGGGCGACGGCGGUGUCGCUUCUUCCCACGCCGGACCGCGGUGUGACCUCCGCCGUGGAGGCCAUCGCCGACCUGCAGCGGCAGCGGCAGGGAACUGCGGAGGCCCUUGCCCGGCUAGAGAGGCAGUAUGCGGCGGUGACGAGGCAGUUGGAUGAACGGGGCGCCGCACUCGUUGAGGCGCAGAGGGAACACGAGGCGGAGGCGGAGCGGUGGGGCGCCGAGCGAGCGGCGCUCCUGCGCCAGCUCCGUGCAGCUGCGGAGGAGGCGCAUGCGGCAGAAGAGGCAUGCAAGGCGUCUCAGCAGGAGGUGCGGCACUGGGCACAGUCAUGGGCGGAAUUGAUGGCCGCCGCCGAGGCGGAAGCGGAGACGACGACGCUUGCCGGGCAGGCCGCUGCCUGCGCCCCCGUUGUGAGAGAUGAUGACGAUGCCGACGGGGGCAGCAAAACGGGAGAGGAUGGAAGGCGUCCUGGCGGGAAACGCGAGACGACGCCAAUCUGCGUGACGACCGCAGACGAGGCUCUUGCCGCUGGAAGACUGCGGCUCUGUGCCCUCGUGGAGCGGGUGGCAGCCACCGCGCGCGAGCAGGCCCGCGGGGAGGAGCUGCAGAAGCAGGCCAGUGUCACCGCCACUCUUCGUGCGUCGGAAGAAUCGGCGCGGAUGGCGGCGGAAGUGACUCGGCUGCAGGAGGCCCUGGCGGCGGCGGCGGCACGAGAAGGGCUGCUACGGCUGGAUCGCGAUCGGCUUGCGUUGCGGAAGGACGAAACGUGGCGUCGUCUCCACCGCAUGGAGGAGGCUUACGUGGCACUGCUUGAUGUGUGGGAGGAAGCAAUGGUGGGGCGAGGCGCACUGCUGCUGUGGCAGUGUGGUGACAUCGUCACGGCUCUCUGUGAGAAAAACGAGGCUUUGAGUGAGCAGCUGAGACAGUCGCAGGCGGAAGUGCAACAUCUGGCGGAAACUCUUUGCGGGCAGGCAGGCAUCGCUCAGCAGAGAGGGGAGGAGGUGACACGGAUGAGAGGGCAGCUGGAGCGCCACCGCGACGCCCAGUCCGCCGCAGAGAAGCACGUUUCACAGCUGCUGCGACGCCUCGACCAGCUGGCCGCGGCGUAUGCGAUGUCCUGCAGUACAUGGGAAGAAGCCAUGGCGCGGCGGUGCGAGCUCCUCCUUGAGCCGUGGGAGUGCUGCUUACAUUUCGACGCCCCACGACCACGGUGCGAGUCGCCGUCGGGGGAGGUGCCGCUGCCGCAGGAGGCGGAGGCGCAUGACCCGUGUGGGCUGCUGCACGAACUGCAACAAAAGCGGCGCCGCAUUGCGGCGUUGGAGGAGGCCCUGCGUCAAAGCAAAGUCAGGGGUGAAACGCUGGAGGAGGCGGUGGCUCAGCUGAACGCCCUGCUUGCAGCCCAGCGGGAAAUUGGGAUGGCGCCGCCGCCGUCGUCCCCGCCGCGCGUCUCGCGGGAUUUCGGGGUGUUGACGGCCUCACCCACGGCAGCCACCAACGCGGCUCCCCUGGUGAGCUCCUUCUAUGCCUCGCCCAGCCGUGUGGGAGACGCCGGCGGGAGCGACCCGCACCCGUUGCAGGCUCUCCUCGCACGUUCGCCGUCCGCUGCAGAGGAGGCGCCCGCCGUGUCGCUUGCGGAGCUGCAGCCGUUGGGCCCGGCGGGGCGCGUGGAGGAUGCCGGGGAGCCGCGGCCGCUGAGUUGGUACCUGCAGUCGCUCUCGGCCAUUGAAAGCACACUGUCGCCGUGGCGGGGAUGA